This is a messenger RNA of Salvelinus sp. IW2-2015, 4405 nucleotides long. RefSeq names its product roquin-1. Gene Ontology annotation, cellular component: cytoplasmic stress granule. Gene Ontology annotation, biological process: protein polyubiquitination; nuclear-transcribed mRNA catabolic process, deadenylation-dependent decay; ubiquitin-dependent protein catabolic process. The record is from RefSeq and is a predicted model, not a curated record. NCBI's taxonomy places the organism in Eukaryota, Metazoa, Chordata, Actinopteri, Salmoniformes, Salmonidae. Gene Ontology annotation, molecular function: metal ion binding; ubiquitin protein ligase activity; double-stranded RNA binding.
CGCUACCGCUUCCUCUCUGGCCAUAUCCACUAGACGUGACAGAUGGCGAUGCUGCCCGACAUGUUUGCUGUGCACUGGCAUUCUCCCACCAACCGGGGGUGCAGUCGCUCCUCGCCCAACUCCAAUGUUAGUUAACAAGCCAGACACUCAGUUGACACCCUCAAACUUCGGCAGCAGCCAAGCUGCAUAGUCGACAUGGCGACCGAUAAAAUAACACAAGAUUUUUCUAAAGACAGAUAAAAGUCUUCCAAGUGUUUUGGAAUGAGAUUUGUGACGUGAUGCGCAUCCACGAUGUGUGACAUUUGAAGAACAAUUGAGUUCGGAAGAAAAAUCUUGAUUCCAGUGGAAUCUUCCAAUAUUUUUUUAACACUUGCACACACACCCACCCAACCCCUACACACGCUGCCCAGCCAUGCCCGUGCAAGCACCACAAUGGACAGAGUUCCUGCUGUGUCCCAUUUGCACUCAGACGUUCGAGGAGACGGUGCGGCGGCCCAUUUCGCUGGGCUGUGGCCACACAGUCUGCAAGAUGUGCCUGAACAAGCUGCACCGCAAGGCCUGCCCCUUCGACCAGACGGCCAUCGCCACUGACAUCGAGCAGCUGCCCGUCAACACAGCCCUGCUGCAGCUGGUGGGGGGACAGGUUCCCAAGGUCCAGCCGGUGGCCCUUAUCACCAGCCCAGAAGAUGCGCAGCACUAUGAGGAGGCCAGUCAGUGUGUGGAGGAGCUGGCUCUCUACCUCAAACCCCUCAGCAACACCAGAGGGGUGGGUCUGAACAGCACGACCCUGAGUAUGCUGAGUCGACCCAUGCAGAGGAAGCUGGUGACCCUGGUCCACUGUCAGCUGGUGGAGGAGGAGGGCCGGGUGCGGGCCAUGAGGGCAGCAAGAUCUCUGGGGGAGCGCACGGUCACAGAGCUCAUCCUGCAGCACCAAAACCCCCAGCAAUUGUCGUCCAAUUUGUGGGCCGCCGUCCGGGCCAGGGGCUGCCAGUUUUUGGGCCCAGCCAUGCAGGAGGAGGCUCUGAAGCUGGUGCUUCUGGCUCUGGAGGACGGCUCAGCCCUGUCCAGGAAGGUCCUGGUGCUGUUCGUGGUCCAGCGGCUGGAGCCACGCUUCCCCCAGGCCUCCAAAACCAGCAUCGGCCACGUGGUGCAACUCCUUUACAGGGCCUCCUGCUUUAAGGUGACCAAGCGGGACGAGGACUCGUCGCUGAUGCAGCUGAAGGAGGAGUUCCGGACGUACGAGGCGCUGCGGCGCGAACAUGACUCCCAGAUUGUCCAGAUCGCCAUGGAGGGCGGCCUCCGCAUCGCCCCUGACCAGUGGUCCUCCCUGCUCUACGGGGACCAGUCACACAAGUCCCACAUGCAGUCCAUCAUUGACAAGUUGCAGACGCCGGCUUCGUUUGCCCAGAGCGUCCAGGAGUUGACCAUCGCCCUGCAGAGGACGGGCGACCCCGCCAACCUUAACCGCCUCCGACCACACCUGGAGCUCCUGGCCAACAUCGACCCGAGCCCCGACGCCCCCCCUCCCACGUGGGAGCAGCUGGAGAAGGGUCUGGUGGCGGUGAAGACUGUAGUCCACGGCCUGGUAGAUUUCAUCCAGAACCACAGCAAAAAGGGAGCCGACCCACAACAGCCCCCCCAGCACAGUAAGUACAAGACUUACAUGUGUCGGGACAUGAAGCAGAAGGGAGGCUGUCCCCGAGGAGCCAGCUGUACCUUCGCCCACUCUCAGGAGGAGCUGGAGAAGUACCGUAAAAUGAACAAGCGUUUGGUAGCUCGCCUCCCCGGCUCAUCUGGCCUGCUGUCUGACGAUGGACUCUCUCUGGACGUGGGGGUGACCCGGAAACCCUCGCCCCUCACCAAUGGCUCAGCCGUACCCCCCUUGCCCCAGCUCAUUGCCCGUGGCACCGACCUUGUGACCUACGACCUGUUGCGCAAGCCCAAGAUGGACGGCGGGAGCAACAGCUCCCCGGGAUCGCCACCUGACUCUCUGGACUCUGGGCCCAAACAAGGGUACCCCCAGCCACCCCAUGCCAUGGGCUACUCCAGGGGGCCAGGAGACCACAUGUCCAUGCCCAAGCAGAUGCCCAGUGGCGUGGUGCCCCGGGGGCCUCAGAUGUACCCACAGCAGCAGCUACCUGAAAUGUACUACUCCGACUCUCGCCCCACGCCCUCCGCCUCGCAGUACGAGCCCUCGCAGUACCCCCAAGGUUACCCCUACCAGCAGCCCCCCCAGUACUCCACCCAGCGCUACAUCCGAAACCUCCCUGCCCCCAGCGAGCCCGCUGGACCACCCUACCAGGACCCCUAUCCCGGCUAUGGCCCUCCUGAGCGCCCUUACUCAGCUCCCCACUCCGGCCCCCCCUACUCCUACCUUCCCCACUAUGACACCCGGGGCCGCCACGGCCCUUACCCCGGCCCCCCUCCUCCCCCCCAGCCCUACUCCUCGCAGAGGGACGACAUGGUCCGGAUGAGCCCCGCGCCCCUGGAAGGGCCCCCUUACCACCAGGAGCAGGCUGCCAGGGAGAGGUACCCCCCAGAGGGAUUCUACCCACCGGGGGCCCAGCCCCAACCCUUGAGGUCCUACGUCAGAGAGCCGUACGGGCGCUCCUCCCAGCCCAGCCUAGACUACUUGCACCACCGCCGUAAGGAGCUGAUGGCCCAGCUGGAGGAUAGGAAGGUCAUCUCUCCCACCCUCCCCCACACCUUCCCCAGCGACUACCCCCCAGAGUAUGGGGAAGAGAGCUCCAAAGCCUUUGGGAAGUGCAGGGAGCCUGACUACGCGGGCCAGUACUCUCCCUGGUCCUGUGACACCAUCGGCUCCUACAUCGGCACCAAGGACUCCAAGCCCAAAGAUGUCAUGGCGCCCGGUGCCAUGGAGAUGAUGAAUGUGGACGGUAAAGGUAGGCGGGGGGAGCCCUCCAUGGAGGCCCAGGUCAGGCGGGGGACAGAGGUGAAGGACGACGACCCCAUCAUCCCUUUCGGCCCCCAGCCCACUGUGUCGCGCUUUGGGGCCAUCUCACGCACCUCCAAGACAGGCUACCAGACAACAGGCCCCAUGCAGGCCUUGGGCUCCGCCCAGGGACCCAACCCCAAGCACAUGGCCAUAGCCGCGGAGUACUCCUAUGGGAACCACGGAGGCUGGGGCGGAGCCUCCUACCCCUCACACCAAACGAUCUCCUCCUCUCAGGGACACUUCAGUGAAAGGCUGCCUAUGCCAACUCAGGACAGAGAGCAGCUGAAGACUGAGCUCCAACAGGUCAACCAGCAGAUCAACCAACAGUCUCAGAUCCACAGCAUGGAGCUCUCCCAGCCAGGUCAGAACCAGGGCCAGCAGGGGGGGAAGUGGCCUGGUCCAGCGGGGGGUUCCGGCAGCGCUGCCACAGUGUCCAGCGAACAGCUCAGCAUGGAGCUCCACCAGGUGGAGAGGGAGAUUGGCAAGAGGACCCGCGAGAUGGACAUGGACAGCCAGGUGGCUCAUGAGGUCCUGUACAAGACGAAGACUGCAGAGAAUGGCCAGCAGGACCACAAGGCCCAGCUGGAGGAGAUUGCUCUGGCCCUGGGUGAGGUGUCGAAUGGCUCCAGCGGUCUAGGGCAGGACGGCGGUGUGGGCGGAGCCAUGCUGUCACUGACCACUAAGGCGUCAUCGCUUAGCCUGUGUUCUGAGCCAGGACCCGGGGGCUCCGAUCUGCAGAAGAACGGUGUGGUCCAUUCCUGCUCCUAGACCAUACACACUGCGACACACACUGCGACACACACUCACACUCAGAGCCUUUGUUCUAAAGCAAACACAUACUUGUUUUAUUUAGAAGAUGAGCAGUAUCUGCCGUGAUAUGAAUUUUCUUUCUUUUUGUUCUGUGAAUGAGCAUUUUUUUUUUCUCAUGACUUUCAUCGCCUGGAAACCAUUUGAUGACAUUUUAUUUCUCUUGUUUUUUUUUUACUGGGAUUAUAAAACAAGACUCUCAAAGUAGAUCUGUCAAAAAAAGCAAAUGAUGAUGAUAAUUGUUCAAAGAAGGCUAUCCCUCCUACAUAGAUAUCACAUACCAAGACACAUAGUGGAUCGAAGGGUGGAGUAUUUCUCAAUUCUCCCCCUCUAUUUUUGUGCCCAUUACCAGGGUAAGCAACUUGCAGGGACCUAAAUACCCCCAAAGAUGGUUUUAAGGCUGUGAAAUGUAAACGUUCUAUUUCGUAACCAAUUUAGUAUCGAAUCCUAACUCAAGUUAUGGUCGUUUUGGUCUUAUGUACUACAUAGCUAUCAAAAGUCUUGGUGUUUUACGACGUAGUUAUGUCAGCUGUCAUAAGUAUCAUGUAAGUGUCUGUUUAUAAUGCAUUAGGCAAGUCAGUUAAGAACAUUAAGAACAAAUUCUUAUUUACAAUGACAGCCUAGGAACAGUGGGUUAACUGC